AGUAUGUAUACAAAUAAAGGUAUUACGAUCGUCGAUCGGUUACGAGAGGUUUUUUGUUUUUUUUUUCUAAUCAUCACCACAGAAACACACUGACUAACGACGAUAAUAAUAUUACGUCGACGUGGUUUUCCAACAGCUUAAGGACAUUGACGUUUAAAAGAAAUCGGCGUCAUAUCGAUAGUCUACCCCGGCAGCCCUAGCCCCUCUCCCCUCCUUCUUCUCCGUCGUCGUUUCGUGUUAUUAUAUUAUCCGGUAAAUGUACAUAAAAAAAAAAAAAAAAUAAAACCAAACGACCGUAUUAUUUUUGUAUCGCGUCCGUGACCUCAGCAGGCGCGUCGUGCACCGGUUUUUAGAAGUAUUUUCACCGACGACUCGUGCGCGUAUACUUAACCCGUUUGACGGCGUGCUCAGUUUAGUAGCGAUCCGAUCGUUACCAGUUCGCCAUCGCGCCCGCUGACCACCUGCUCCACGUUAUACGACCUCUCGGGUAAGGCGCCAUCAAAUAUUAUUUUAUUACGAUUACGAUUACGAUUUUACUUUUCUUUUUCAUAUUUUUUUUUUUUCACAAUUCAAUCACCUAUAUUCAAAUAAAAUGUAUUAUUAAUUAUUUUCGGUUAACCCGAUAAAUAUUUUGACAGGUAUACCCGUCUACUUCGAACGGGAGUGUAGCGUUUAUUUUCGGCGCACCGUCCACAGUCGAACAGAUUUUAAAUUUUAAUAAUAACAAGCUUAUUUUUUUUCUCCUAUACUCGAAUAAUGUUCGUUUGUCUGUGUACAAUAUAGUUACGUGUUACGGGCGAUGUCGUAAAUAUCGGAUAACGUCGAAUUUUCGUUCAGUCAAUACGAUUUCGUGCUGUUGCAUUUCGAUAUUAGAACGAAUCGACUUGUGAUAAUCAAUUGAAAAGGUAAGAAUAUUAUCUCUGUUUGUGCGUUGGUUGUUCUUUUCGAUAUUUAAAUUUUUAAGCGAGUUACGAUUUUUAAGAUUAAAUAUUUCAUAAUAUGCCCGUGGUGUUUAAAACGCCGAGGAAAAAAACAACGUACAAAUAUAGAUAAUUUUCUUGGUUCAAGUUUGAUAGUAGGCCGAUUCAUUGUGACAUUAAAAUAUGAACAAUAUAAAAUUGGAUUUAACGUACGAAAAUUCGACGUUGUUUAAAUUUCGUUUAGCAAAACCGAUAGUUCGCGCCGUUAGUUUUUAUAUUAGAUUCUAAUAAUUAGAACCAAUUGGCCUGUUAUCAAAUUUAAAUGUAAAAACAAGGGUUUGUACUUUGGUAUUUUUUUUCAAUAUUUUAAUUUUUCACACGCUCGUGUCUCGUUUGAAAAUUUAAAUAUUGAAAAAACAAAACCAACGCACGAACACAGAUUAUUUAAGUUUGAUAAUUGGUAUAACAUUAUCCAAUCUUCGACGUAGCCGUAACGUUAUGAAUAAUAUUAUGAUGCGUUUUCAUUAUUAGCUCUAUUAUGAGCUAAAUCUCUGUUAAAAAGGCUACAAUACGAUUGAGAACGUUCGAAAUGGAACAAUGAAAUAGCCGCUGACUCUUUGGAGUACUAUUGAGAAAAAAAAUAUGUGCGAAGUUGCCGAACUAUAUUCAAGUCAAAGCUCAUAAACAAAUUAUGAAAAACGUAUGCAAAAUGUAUAAUUAAACGGUAUUUUGGGAGUUUAAAACAAUUCGAUUUCCACCACGUUCGUAGGAUAUAAGUCUUGGUUAUUUUCCGUUUUGUUUAAGUAUUAACGUAAAAUAUUUCACGCGUAAAACGCAUAAUACGGGGGGAAACCACGUACUGAGCAAUACACUAAUGUGUAUAUUUUGAUUAUUCGCUGCAAACAAUUCGUUCAAUAUCAUUAAUGAUGGAUUCAGUAAUAUGCCAUCUCAAACAACAGUAGGUAAUCAUUAAACUCGAUUACAAUACGAGAAAUAUAUAUAUUUUUGAUAGGUUUAAUUUUCAGAUUUCGUGGAAUCAUGAAAACCGAGCGUUCUCAAUCUUAACAGUCAAAAGUGUCAUUAAAAAAAAAAAAAAAAAAAAAAAAAAAAGGAACGUUCGCAAUCAUCGUAUUUCUGUCGUUAAAAAUAAUAGCGUGUACACAAGUUUUAACCAUUACUUCUUUUUCAAAACCACAUAUUUAUUAUUUAUAUUACUGGCUUAUAAAUUUCAUCUUUCAAGUCGUCUAAAAGUCAUCUGCCUUAUAUUUUAUUUAUAAAUCAUAAAAUAUUACAAUAAUUUGUGUGUAUAUUCAAUACACUGCACCAUUUAAUUGACAAUAUCAGCAAUAAUAAUACGGGCAUGAAUCAUAAUUUAAUUACUGACAAUUAUUUUUCUUAUCGUUUUUCCUUAUAAUUGAUUGUUUCUUUUGAACCGUCAACAUUAUAUGAACUGAUUUUAUUAUUGUUCGAACGCAAUUAUCAAUUAUGAAUCAUUACCGAAAUUCGAUGUGAAAUUUUAUAAUGGGGUGCUCGAAACGGCCCGGGCACCCGUCUACACGACACCUAUACGGAUUAUAACGAGCCGUGCGACAGUAGUGUCGGGUUACUCGGGUUUCUUGACAUUUGUAACAGCCACCGCGAUGAUGUAUUAUCGUCCGGCGUAUGGGUGUCGAGUAUUUUCGAUUUUUAAAAACUUUGAUAGCGCGUUGGCUUUCAUUGGAUUGAAAAGAAAAUUAAUAUUUUUAUUUCUGGCACAACACCAGUGAGGCCGGAAACAACAAUAUUAUACGCUAUGGCGGUCAGCCAUUUUGUCGAGAGCGUUUUUACUAUUCUACCGGUACCAAUAUGACGAAAAUAUCGGGUUUUUAGUUGCGGCCGUAUUGUUCCGAGGGUGAGACAUUGCAUUCUAAUCAUUAAUACGCCUGAACGCUCGAACGCGGGCGAAUAGUCAAAAGACCAAAGUCAAAAAUCUUUAAUACGACAUUUUUUCUGAGGCCGCGGGGUAAACCUAACCUUACCUACAGUUUACUCGUACAUGUAUUUUAAUAUGUUUUAAUGAGCGUCGUCAUUUCGUUUUGACGAUGACAGAUUUUUUCAAUACAUUAUAAAUAAUCGUACGAGGAUCGUUAUUUUAAUUUUAUAAUUUUGUUACGAGGUCGACAAUAUGUAUUCCGUGACCACAUUUCAACGUUUGUGUAAUAACGCACAUUAUAAUAUUAUAAUGUAUACAUAUAUUAUAUGGCGUUAUUAAUACUUUCUCGAGGGGCGGGAAAACGCACAUAAAAUCCAUAAAACCUAAUUAAUUUUAUAGGAGUUAGACGAACGCGUUUGAAAUUCGUUUGGAAUGUCAUACCUAUUUAUAUUAUAUUAUUAUGUCGAAAACAUCGCGGUUUCGUGUCCGAAAAAAUGUAGUUAUUUAAAUGCAUCGCGUGGUUACGAAAAGAAAAAAAAAAACGAUCGUUACCGAUAAAAUCGCGUACUUAAACAAUAAUUAAUUUAUUAUUACUUCGAAGCAACGAAAAUAAAAAAAAUAAAUAUCAUAUCCAAAAAAAAAAAAAAACAAUAAACGAUGACCUACACGCAUUUAUGUUCGUAAUUAUUUAAGGUCGAACGUACUUAUAUAGAUGUAUAGAUAAUAAGGUUAUUAAUAAUAAUUAAAAAAUAAAAAAUGGUUGAACAUUUUUAAUCUUUCGAAUUUUUUUAACCUAAAGAACCAGGUUUUCCUCAUUAUAUCGAAUAUUAACGAGAAUUCCAAAAAAAUAGGUCCUUAAAGUACCACCCAGAGACCAUUUUCUUACAGAAAAAUAUGGUAUAUUUGAUAAUUAAAAGAGUAAGCUUUUUGGUAAAAACAGUGUUCACAUAUAAAAAUAAAUAUCAUUGUAAAACCAAUACGCUCCGAUCAGAAUCUAACAAGUCGAUAUAUUAUUGGAAAAAUCUCGAGUUUUAUGAAGUUUUAUUAAGUAUUAAAUUUAGUAAAAUUUGAAUUUUUAUAAAAAUGUACUACCGUGUUAGUCACUGUCGAAAACACGUAUAUGUACUUAUAUAUAUAUAUAUAUACAUAUUGUAUCGGUAAAAAAAAAGUGUUAACUCUAAUGACCGUACAAUAUACGUAUUUGGGUUUUCGUAUCCCCGAUUAUAUUUUAUUUCUAAUUACGCUUACCGAUUACGAUUGAUUAACUCUGACCGUAUAUUUUUGUAUUAAAUUGCACUAGCCGGUGAAACAAUAUUCCGCUUGGUGCAAUAAUAAAAAUUCGAUUAUUGUUCGUAGCAAUUUAAUUAUUUUUUGUAUGAUAAUAUGAUAAUAAUAUAUCAUUAUCAACAAUGCAGAACGAGUAAAAAUCCGCGGCACCGAUACGAUAUUAUCGUAACUACGCAUUUCGUCGAUAAAAAUUAUUAUUGAUAUCGCUUUCCGUAAUGUAAAUCAUGCGAUAAAUGAAAUAGGAACAAGCGUGUUUUAUCAUAGAUGUUUUUUUAUUUUUUUUUUUUGCAAUCCAGAUAGUAACGAAUAACGAUUUUCGUUCCAAAUAUUUUGGAUAGACGAUAUUAAUAUUUAAUCGAAAAUACCCAAAUAAUUCGUAUAAAAUAUUUUUCGCGUAAGACCUCAUCGAUAUUGUGUGUCGUUUUGUUCCCGACAUGUAUACGUCUAAAAUCAGUCCGGUUUCAUUAUGAAUGUACGCAAUUUUUUUUUCAAAUUCACCGCACGUUCGGUUCAGUAAACCGACUGCUGCGCGAAAUCCUACAGACGCGAUCCUACACCCGUUCGUCUGAAUUAAUAAUAUUAGAUCGUUGAAGAUCACGCGACCCGUUCGCCAAUGCGACACUAAAACAAUGGUAAUCGCGACGAAUCCGUUAGUGUAUAGAAUUAUACAAGCAAUCAGCAUCACGAAAAACUGAAAAACCGAAUAAAUCUUUUACGAAAUCGAAUAUAUAAGUAAACAGCCUAUACAGGGACGGUUAAUAAUAAUAAUAACAGUGCGAGAGUGCCUUCGGAUUUUCUAUGCAAAAUUGGUUUUUUUUAUUGUUUUGGGGAGAUGCUGAUGUUCUGUGUACUAUGUUCGAUUUAUUUAUAACAUCGGAUACUUCGAGAGUGAAACUCUUUUAUUUUGCAUUUUCGUCGUUUUUCCAUUACUCAGCUACUGGUAUAUUACAAGCUAAUAGGUUUUUUGUUUUUUUUUUUUUAGUUUAUUUCUAUAAAUUCAUAAAAUCGUGUUGGCUUACGAACACGUCUCUUUUCAACUGUAUUGAUUUCGUAUAUUACACUGUUAUAUCUCACGCAGGACAAUUAUGAAACGUUAACUCGCUAUUAUUUUCUAUUAAUAAACGGUUGAUAACUGUACAUUUUCCGAUGAUAGAGUUAGUUUUGUUUGUGUUUCCAACGCCAAUACAUUUUUUUCAAGGUCCACCGAGUGUUCGGUAACCCAUAUCGAUCGAUCAAUAUUAUAAUCUAAACAUUACGUGACCUGUGUACGAAUUCAAAUUAUUUCGUUUUUAGUUAUUAUACGAUCAGCUGAUAUUGGCCUUUAUAAAAAUGUAGUAACGCUUCGAAAAUAUAAUAAGAAUCAAAACAACGCUUUUGGCCAAAAUAAUAAGCGUUAUUUUUUCCCCGACGUAUAGUAGUUAUCGUAUAAAAAUUACAAUCCUAGAGAAUAUCGAAGGUGAUGCAUGUCCGAAAUGAUAAUUGCGUUGUGUGUUACAUCGACGGGGCUCGUAAUAAUAUUACUCGAUUUAAAAAAAAUCAAAAACAAAAUGUGUUUUAAGGACCGGAUAAUAAUUUUAGAGCUUUCGAAAUUGUUUGUUUAGAAUAUGCAGGCCAUUAAAAUGCGGUUUAUCAUCAGCUUGACCCUGUUAUGGGCUGUCGUCUGCAGUGCGCUAAACAGUUCUGAAUUUAGACUGCCCGACAAUUUCAAACCGAUCAGCUAUCGAUUGGACGUAACCACACAUUUGGAUGACAAAUUCGUAUUCGAAGGAGUAGUUGAUAUAAAAGUGAGUGUGUUGACAAUAUUUUAUUUCAUAACCUGUAAAAUUAUAUAUAGGAUGAUUCACUAUACGUGUUCAUCCUAGUUUUUUGGUUAAAUCUUGCAUAUAUUCAAAUUCUGAAUUUUGGAAUUUUCAAUUGUAGUUAAAGCCAAUACUUGCGGAUACUUAGAUUAUUCACAACAUUUAAGGAGAAUCCUGUGGUGAUAUCAACUUUGGUUUUUCAACCUAUAUUAAAAAUUCCAUAGAUACAUGGAGUAUUAAUUUAAAUAAAUGUCGGUUUUCAAAUUUUUGAUUUCCGUCAACCCGUUGACGAGAUAUUCCAUUUUUAAGUUAAGAUAGGCGGAGAGAAAACCAAAUUUGGUAUCGCUACAGGAUACUUUUAAAAUGCUGUAAAAACUCUAGGUAUUCAAAAAUAUCGGCUUUAACUACACUUAAAAAUUCCAAAAAUUAGAGUUUGAAUACAGUGGAUUCUGCGUAAUAUGGUCACCGGUUAAUGCGGGCAGCCGCUUAAUAUGGGCUUAAUGGUCUUAUUUUAUUAAAACGAACAAUCACUUAAUAUAGGCAAAUGUAAUUGGUCCUAACAUUAAGCUCAUAUUAAGCGGAAUCCACUAUAUAUAUGCAAAAUUUAACCAAAAAAAAAUGGGGUAAGCACGUUUAGUGAAUCAUCCUGAAUAAUAUGUAACUCUCGUAACCGUAAUUUUAGAUAAUUUGUUCGCAAGACACCGAUACCGUAGUUUUGCAUUCAAGCAAUUUAAACAUCAACACUAAAGGGGUUGUCGUAGCCAACAACGAUGGAAAAAUCUUCCCGGUGAGUAGCAUUGAAUUUAUUUCGAAAAACGAGCUGAUGUUCGUGAAAUCGUCUGAAAAAUUAAAAUCCGGCGGCGAAUACGUGCUGACCAUACCCUUCACGGGAAACAUUACCGACGAUCUGGUGGGUUACUACAAGAGUAGCUAUUUGGACAAAGACACGAACCAAACGAAGUAGGUAGUUUGUUGUGGUACAUUUGGUAAGUUAUCGUUAACGAAUAAUUUAUAAAAUAUUUGUACAGGUGGUUGGCGGUUACACAGUUUGAACCGGCAGACGCCAGAAGAGCUUUUCCGUGUUUUGACGAACCUGCGAUGAAGGCGACCUUCAAGAUACGGUUGGGCCAUCAAAAGGACUUGACUUCCGUCAGUAAUAUGCGGCUGCUAAAAACUACUCCUAUGUAAGUCCGUAAGACUAGGAUUUUCGAUUAGUUAAACUGUAAUUUUGUAUUUUGCAUAUUUAGGCCAUCUAACCCGGACUACGUGCUCGACGAAUUCGAAGACUCAGUUCCGAUGUCCACAUAUCUGGUAGCGUACAUGGUGUCGGAUUUUGCGUUUGUAGACUCUGAAAGUCAAGACGACGAGGUAAAAUUCAGAAUUUUAGCAAGAAAAGGAGCGGUCGACCAAACGGAACUCGCUAAACUCGCGGGACCGUUGGUUUUGAAAUACUACGAGGAUUAUUUCGACGAAAAGUUUCCGUUGACCAAGCAAGACAUGGUGGCUAUACCAGAUUUUUCGGCCGGUGCUAUGGAAAAUUGGGGUCUCGUUACAUAUAGGUAAAUAAUUACAUGAUAAAUGUCAAAAAGAAAUAACUUAUUUUCAACAAGUUAUCAACUUAUUAUCUAUAGCCUUCCUGUCCUACCUAAUUCCUUAUUUAACAUUCUAGUAUCAAUUUUCCUCACAUGUUUAAAGAUCUGUGGACACUCUCAAAAAAAUAUUAUAACAAUUGUUUGUAUAAUGUGUAGAGAGACCGAACUGUUGAUUGACCCGACCGUGGCUACCUCCGCAAACAUACAUCGAGUGGCCGAGGUUAUUGCUCACGAACUCGCUCACCAGUGGUUCGGUAACUUGGUCACCAUGAAAUGGUGGACCGAUUUAUGGUUGAACGAAGGAUUCGCAACGUAUGUUGCGGCUCGCGGUGUGGAUUUCGUAAGUAUCUGGAAUUGGAGGUUGAAAUUUACUCUAGAAUAAAUAUAAUAAUUAUCACGUUCCAUACUGCAGUUAUAUCCCGAAUGGAAUUCGUUCCAAGUAGAAACCGCUCAAAACUUCUUGCAAGUAUUGGGUCUCGAUUCGCUUAAAACCUCGCACCCCGUGUCUGUGCCGGUAGGACAUCCCGACGAAAUCGCCCAGAUUUUCGACACAAUAUCGUACACGAAGGGUUCGUUUUUGUUGCACAUGAUGAACUCGUUCCUCGGCGAGGAAACAUUUAAACAGGGUAUCAGGAACUAUAUAGAUAAACACAAGUUCUCUAACGCUGAGCAAGACGAUCUGUGGAGCUCGUUAACGGAUGAGGCACACCGAGUUGGUAGUUUGGAUAAAAACACCACAGUCAAAGAAAUAAUGGAUACAUGGACGUUGCAAACCGGAUAUCCAGUUUUAAAGGUCACCAGGGAUUACUCUAGUGGAAUGGUGACGUUAUCACAGGUAUGUUGCAUCAUCAUAAUCGUGCUCGUGGUAUUUUCAUUAAAGGAACAUUGUAUCAUUAUUUUGGUUUUUGUAAUUGAACAGGAACGGUACCUGGCGAUCAAACCGAAUGUUACGGAUCAGAAAUCUUGUUGGAUGAUACCGUUAACCAUGACGAAUUCGGCGGAUGUAAAUUUUAACAACACUAAAGCGGAAAUAUUUUUGGACUGCAAAACCAACGUGACCUUAUCCAUGUCCAAAGACAUUGGAUGGAUUAUUUUCAACAUGCAAAUGGCCGGUAAGUUAUAAAGUAAAUAAUAUUCCAAAUGUUCUUAACGGUCAACACACGAUUAAAAUGUAUUUUAUAUUUUUCUUGUUUAGGUUUGUUCAGGGUUUUAUAUGAUUCGCGCAAUUGGAUGGGAAUCAUAUCCACGUUAAACGAUCCGAACGGAUUCGAAAAAAUACAUACAUUAAACCGAGUACAAUUGAUUAACGAUAUAUUUAGCUUUUCGAAAACCGGUGAUGUCGAAUACGGUAUCGCGUUUCACAUGUUGAAAUAUUUAAAACACGAAAAAGAAUAUUUGCCGUGGAUGGCUGCUUUGAACGGCUUGGAACCGAUCAACAAAUUGUUAAAGAGGACCUCGAACCAAGGGGAAGUACAGGUAGGUGGAAUUAUACAUUUCCGUAUUGUCUCUAUUGUAUUAAUUAUAAAUUAUUAUCAUUGAUGUUUAGAACUAUAUGCGGCGUUUACUGUCACCCGUGUAUACUAAUUUCCGAAACAUGAACGAAGAAGUAAAAGGUUUCGAAGAGAUACGGUUCAAGAACAUGAUUAUCGCUCAAGCGUGCCGAAAUCAAAUGAAGGACUGCAUUCAUCAAUCUCUGGAGUUGUUCUCAAAUUGGAUGACAGCCGAAGACCCAGACAAUAAUAACCUGUGAGCGUUUAUUAACUAUAUUAUAGCCUAACAUUUCAAAUCUAAAAAUGUAUAUUACAGGUUGCCGAGAGAGCUGAAAAGCAUAAUUUACUGUCAAGCGAUCAAGAACGGUGGUGUGGACGAAUGGGACUUUUUAUGGGAACGUUAUCAGAGGUCUAACAUCGCGUCGGAAAAAGCGAAACUACUGUCGGCAUUGGGGUGCAGUUCCGAAACGUGGUUGCUUAACAGGUUGGUACUAAAGUUUGCGUGUAAGGAAGUAAAUUACAUUUUUUAAUAAUAAAAAAAAACAACUUUUUUUUUAGAUACUUAAACUGGACGAUCGGAGAUAACGCCGUUAUUCGCAAACAAGACGCCAUCACGGUGUUCUAUUCUGUCGCGAGUAGUGACAUCGGAUUUUACGUGGCCAAAGACUUUUUGUACCGUAAAAUUGCAGAUAUUUCACAAUAGUAAGUGAACGUGUGAAGACAUUUGCAAGUGAAAACAUACUUAAUCUAAUUUAACGCGUUUUUAAUUUGUCCUCCAUAGUUUCCAACCUAGAGGAGACCGUGUCGGUAGAUACGUAAGCGUUAUCGGAUCCCAAAUGAAAACUGUAGAAGAACUAGACGAGGUAAUUAUACAGCUCGAGUUGUUAUGUAUUUGAAAAGCAAUGGUUGAGAAAUGUUUUUUCUUGUUUUAUUAUUACAGAUCCAAACGUUUAUUGAUAAAUCCCCGUCGUAUUUGAAAGGAGCCGAUUUAACCAUCAAUCAAACGAUCGAGACCAUCAAGAUAAACAUUGAAUGGACUGAUAAAUUUUAUAAGCAAAUCAUUACGCACAUGCUGUGAUGUGUUAUUAUGAUUAUUAUUAUUAUUGAGCAUAAUUUUAAUGUUUAAACAGUUUUAUUUAAUUUGUUUAGUUUUUAAGUAUCGCGAUCACAAAAUUGCUGUACAGAUAUUUUAGAAAAUCAUUGUCAAGAAAACGCGUUCCAUCAAUACCAUUUUCCUAUUCCAUUUUCCAUUUUAACUACUUAUAUUUUUAUUCUAAUGAUGAUGAGUUAAUUUUUUUUUUUCAGAAAGUAUGUUGUAUUAUCAAUAAAAUCAAAUUUAACUCGUUUUUUUUUUUAAACGUCAACAAAUUAUAUAUUAUAUAUUCUUUUUUUUUCACAAUUUAACUUAUCACAAAUAAUACUAUGUACAUAUAUUAUUUUUAUAAUAAUAAUAUAAUAUAAUAUAUAUAUAUAUAUAUAUAACUACUCGGUGUUAUUAAUUUUUUAUGUAUAUAUUAUAAUAAUUAAUAAUUAAAAUUAUAUUAUAAUGUCGCUCUCUUUCCAAAAGAGAUAAAAAAUAAGUAUUCGAAAAUCAUUAAAUAUUUCUUUAACAACCGUAAUAAUAUUAUCGUUGUUACAAUAUGUAUUUAUUUAUCCUAUAUAUUAAACGUUUUCAAACCGCUCGUGUAAAUAUCUGAUUCAUAAUAAUGUAAUAAUACAAUACAUAAACUAAUAAUAUUAUCUAAAAAUAUUUAUCUACAUUUACUCGUAUUCGCGUUGCUAUAAUAUAGUAUUCAUUACAUCAUGAAAAAAAAAAAAUGGUAUCUUCUAAUAUCAGAAUUGACACUAUAUUUUUAUUGUUGUACACAUAACGGCCGGUAGUCCUCAAUUAUUUCAGUUGGUCCCUUGCCACGCGUUUUGUAAUAAUAGUUACACAUAAACAUAAUUCAUAAAUAUCUACGGACCGAUUAGUACCUGUAUACAGGGUGAUCAACAUGACGAAAAACACUCAUUAUUUUGGUAAGCAUUAACUUUAUCGGUAUUAGUUUUAAAUAACGUUUUAAUAAAUCAAAAGCUCUAAAAUCUCGUAUUACUCAUUUUUUUGGCUCCCUUUUUUUAGGAUGUAAAACCACUACCUACUUUUGAUUUUAAAAUGACAACUUAUAUUAAAAAUGUCAUAAAUGUACGGUGUAUUAAUGUAUUAGUUUAAAUCAAUUUUGGUGUUGAAUUUAUAAUUUCCAUCAACUGGUUAACAAGCUACAUUUUAGUAACAUUUUAAAGCUACCUACUAAUUUCUUUAAUGUUCUGAAAAGCUAAUUCCGAAUAAAGUGUAUACUUUCUGAGAUAAUAAGUACCUUAUAUUAUGUUGGUCACUCUGUAAAAACACGGAAUAACCAAAAGGGACACCCGAGGGGAAAAAAAAUACCAAGUAAUCACGUGAAAAUAUUAAAACUCAAAAAAUACAACAAUAUCUACAUAGGUACCUAUACAAUUUGUAUGUUUAUAUCCUACCGACGCGCGGCGCAAGCAAUAAGCAUUCGGUUACACUACCUAGUCAAAAAUCGAAAUAUCGCUUAAAACCAUGUAAUAUAAUUUAUGAGUUUUUAGUAUGAAACUUGUGAGCUCGACUCAACGCAAAUAACGAAUUACCGAACUGCACGAAUAUGAAACAUGUAUAGAUUGGUACAAAAGAAAAGGACGGGGUUACGAAAAAAAAAGCAAGCGGUGAAAAAAACAAUAUAUUUAUUUUAUAUAUUAUAAUAUAAAAAGUAAUAUUAUUGGUUAGUAUUUCAUAUUAUAUAUAGUACCAUACAACAGAUACCUACACCAUAUUUUAAUACCAUUUUUGUGCCUACACUACAAUAGAAGUCAUUUUUAUUAUAUUUGAUAAUGGACUGCAGAUUUCGAUAACUUACUCCGAUAAUUAUUUUUGUGAAAAUGUUUAAAAUAUUAUCGUUGAAUAUAUAAUAUAGUUAGUGGUAUUAAAAUAUAGGGUAGGUAUCUAUUAUAUGGUACUAUAUAAUAUGUAGUACUAACCAAUAAUAUUACUUUUUUACCAUUUGCUUUUUUUUCAUUUACUUUUUUUCCAUAUGCUUUUUCUUUUACUUGGUAUUUUUUACUUGCUUUUUUUCCGUUGCUUUUCUUUCCUAUAUUCGAAAAAACAUACUAUAUUUUUCAUUUACCCGACUUUGGGACGCAAUCGAAUGUUUAUCUACCUGCUAAAACCGGACGGAAUCGGGCAGGGAAAAAAGGGACGGAAUCGAAUGAAAUGGUAUCCCUCCGUGGUUAUUCAAUGUGGUAUAUACAGUGGCGGAUCCAGAGUGGGGGCGACGGAAUGAUUUGCCACCCCAUUCAAACAUUGUAGUGGAGUAGUAAGUUUCGGUUCACAAGGUCUUUUAAUUUACUAUUUUUAGCACUAUAUUUGCACUUUUGCCUCCCCCUCCCCAAAUUAAGUUCUGGAUCCACCCUUUGGUAUGUAGAAAAUAUAGGCCCGACAGGGUUCGUUCGGAUGCCAGGCAUUAUUAUAGAUCUCACCAGCCUAAAAUAUAUCCAACGUUUCGACCAUAUUGAGCAAUUAUAAUAAUAUUGUAUCGUAGUUUACAUUAUGUUGUUGUAAUUUGGUUUAACUGUCGGCGUGUGCGGCAGUAUUUCCGAUAGUUUGACGUUUAUGGGCAGCCGAUUAUCGUAUAGAGUGGGAGCCUGUAGAAUUAUGCCCGCUGAUCCCAUGGUUACGGCCAACGUGAAUAUCCACAAGAAUAACCUGUCCAACACCAUCGCGACAUAUUUCCAGUCUUCUUUGAUCUAUAGAAAGAAAAACAUACAUCAACGACGUUUAAAAUGAUACCUACUAACUUCUGCGGUUUAUAUCAGGGGUGCUAUUCUAAUACUUUUUUCUCUUCUUCUUCUUUUCUUAUGUAAUCGGCUAUGAAGGCAGCUCCUUCGGCGGCUUUGUGGAGUUCCGGACAAUCAUGCCAGUGUUUUUUACCCUUAGGGAGCGGAACGUUUUGAUUUAUUAUUUCUGGUGGGCUGGGCAACGCUAUUAUCGGUCCGUGUAUCUCGCAACAGCCGAUAACUCCGCU
Cinara cedri is the source of this 13079-nucleotide messenger RNA. The record is from the annotation of a GenBank genome assembly. Lineage: Eukaryota; Metazoa; Arthropoda; Insecta; Hemiptera; Aphididae.